AUGAUCGCCACCGACCAAGAAAUGCAGAACAAUGCCGACCCGAUAAUGGACAUCAUAGCAACUGCACCAAGUGACUCAUUAUACUUUAUCGAAAGAAUAAAUCUCAUUUCAGCCGUAAUAAGCAUCAGCACGUCCUUCCCCUACUUGGCGUAUCUAAUCAUUCACUGGAAGGAGUGCUCGUGCAAUGAGAUCCUCAGAUGGUGGAUAGUAAUUAACAGUUUGCUGCAGCUUGUACAGGCCCCCGUGCGAUUCUUUCUGUAUUUCCUGUUGAGGAAGUAUAAGAUGGAAAAUGAGCGGAUGCACAUUCACGCGCUGAGAAGACUGACGAGCUCCAAGGGAUGGAAACUGAGCAAACGGUUCAGCCUACUGAACUAUUUAUGGUUCAUUACAGGGACCGUCGUAAUGGUCGUGACGAGAAAGUACACGAGGAAUUUCUACCUGUGGUUUAUAUCGUGGUCUAUCAUCCUGUCAUGUGUGUUCCGAGUAUUCUUUACAGUCAUAUGGUUUUGCUUUUUUUUUCCAUAUCAUCAAAAUGUUCCGAAACAGAAAAAGGGGGUGCCGAAACCCUUUUUCGCAGAAAUCCCUACCUUUAAAUAUUCACCAGACAGAAAAUUAAAGAACGAGUCCUGCUCCAUUUGCCUAUCCGACUUUGCCGAAAAGGAUGACAUUCUUGAGUUAAGGUGUUUACACAACUUCCACACGAAGUGCGCCAAGAAGUGGCUCUCCCAGAGGAGACAGUGCCCGCUCUGCCAAAGGGACGUUAUGAAAAACAAUUAACUUGUUCUAAUAACAUUUGCAGGAUCGCUCUUUUUAUGUAUAACGUGCGGUGGAUGUGUGUCAAUCGUUUGCAUUCUGCCCCUUCGCCCGUGUAAAAUAUCUGCAUAUAUGUGUACCUUCUCCCCGGAUAGAUGGCGCACGGCCCUCUCUGUUUUAUUAAGUUUCCCCCGCGGCGCCUUCGACAUGCGCACAUGGGUACGUGUAAGCGCUAUAUGUACGUGCUUAUGUGUACCCAUUUUGUGCUUCCCUUUUUUUUUUGAUCACCCGCCCACCUGUACUACUACCUCAUUCGGUGCUUCCUCUCCCCUUUUUAAUUAUUUUUUUUUAAAUUCCCAUAACUAUCUGUGUACCACCACUUAUCAUUUGGGGUCCCCCGUAUUCAUUUUUCGUUUCACUUUUUUUUUUUUUUUUUUUUUUAAUAUGUAUUUAUUAAGAAUGACGUUUUAAUGUGUAUGUAUACAUAUGCGUAGCGCC
Molecule: messenger RNA, 1251 nt
Organism: Plasmodium vivax (malaria parasite P. vivax)
Lineage: Eukaryota; Apicomplexa; Aconoidasida; Haemosporida; Plasmodiidae
Exons: 2
Coding region: 1-777 (258 amino acids)
Source: RefSeq, a predicted model, not a curated record